CAAAAGCAACAUAUAAUGACGAACAGCUUCAUGUAUUUCAUUAUAUGUGUGAAUUUACACAAAGUGAAGAUCAUGAACUCCAGACUCUCAGCGCUGAUCCUGCUGCUGCUCAUUCCAGGCUUUGUAACACUGGACCAGCUCUCUGUGACCUGUAGUGAAGAGAGUAUUUGUGCUGUGAAGGGGACAGAAGUGACACUGAUGUGCUCUUACUCCAACAUCAACAUCAAAACUGUGUUCUGGUUCAGUGAGAAACAAAGUACAAACUGGAGAAAAAACAAUGAACCUGAAGAUUUGACUUUAGACUCAGACUACUCAGGACGAGUGAAACAUCAGAUCUCAAGCAGCUCUUCAACACUCACAAUAUCAGACGUGAGAGAGAGAGACUCUGGAGAAUAUCAGCUCAUGUUCAUCAUGAAUGAUGGAGUUAAACAUCUCAGAUCAGCAGCCAUCAGUCUAACAGUUACAGGUCUUUCUCAGAGUGGCUGCUGGGAUGUGACUUACAGCUCUAGAAGAGUCUGCGCUUUGGUGGGCUCAACAGUAGACAUUUCCUGCACAUACUCACAUCCCUCUGGUCAUACUGUAAAUAAAACAUUCUGGCAUUAUGGUCCUUCUUGGGACUUCAAGGAUCUGCGCAUCAGUUUGCUGGUCGUGUGGAAAUCUGCUGAUCCACAUCUGUUCAUCUGCUGUCUGUCCAUCAGAGCUGCUGGAGUGAUGUCAUUGUGUUCUUCCAUUGUUACAUCAUCACCUAGCAACAGUCAGAACUGUCAGCAUCACAUCAUCAGUGUGAUACACCUAAAGACCAUACGUGACUUCAUUUUCAGGAGUUUUUCUUUAGACAAAAGGAAGGAAAUAAGACGUGUGGUGUCAACGUGUCUCCUAAAACAGGCAGUAGAACUUGAAACACAGCAGCAUAUAAUGAAGAGCAGCUCUGUGUCUUUCAUUGUUUGUGUGAAUUUACACAAAGUGAAGAUCAUGAACUCCAGACUCUCAGCGCUGAUCCUGCUGCUGCUCAUUCCAGGCUUUGUAACACUGGACCAGCUCUCUGUGACCUGUAGUCAAGAGAGUAUUUGUGCUGUGAAGGGGACAGAAGUGACACUGACGUGCUCUUACUCCAACAUCAACAUCACAACUGUGUUCUGGUUCAGUGAGAAACAAAGUACAAACUGGAGAAAAAACAAUGAACCUGAAGAUUUGACUUUAGACUCAGACUACUCAGGACGAGUGAAACAUCAGAUCUCAAACAGAUAUUCAACACUCACAAUAUCAGACGUGAGAGAGAGAGACUCUGGAGAAUAUCAGCUCAUGUUCAUCAUGAAUGAUGGAGUUAAACAUCUCAGAUCAGCAGCCGUCAGUCUAACAGUCACAGACCUGCAUCUGAGGAUGAAUCCUGUAUCUACAAACCUGACAGAUGAGAGAGUAGAACUGACCUGUGAUACUUCCUGCACUUUGACCUCUGGAGUUUGGUAUUACUGGAUGAAGGAUGGAUGGCAUUUCAGACAGACACAGUCCCCCAACAUAUCUGUAUCACACAGUAGAGAUGCUGGCAGCUUUUCCCUUUCUCUUUCUUCGGACCGUAAACAUACUUCCUCUUCUAUGUGUGUUUCUCAGAGUGUCUGCUGGGAUGUGACUUACACCUCUACAAGAGUCUGUGCUUUGGUGAACUCAACAGUAGACAUUUCCUGCACAUACUCACAUCCCUCUGGUCAUACUGUAAAUAAAACAUUCUGGCAUUACGGUCCAUCUGGGGUCUUCAAGGAUCUGCGUGAGGAGCAUCAGUUUGCUGGUCGUGUGGAGUAUGUGGGGAACAAACUGAGAAUCAAAGAUCUCAAGAUCAGCGACUCUGGAGAAUAUCGAUUCAGGAUCAUCACUGACUUAAACCAAUACUCUGGAUCACCUGGAGUCAUUCUUACUGUUACAGGUACACAGAUAAAAAGCAGCACAUCUGUUGUAACAGAUGAAGAGGAAGUGAUAUUAAGCUGUUCAACUAAAUGCACUCUGAACGACAAACAUACUUACAUCUGGUACAAGAACGGACGACAGGUAACAGAUGGAUUCACUAAAGUCAACAAGCUGUACCUGGACUCAGUCAGCAAUGAAGAGCUUCAACAGUAUUCCUGUGCUGUAGGAGACCCAACAAGUCCAGAGUCCAGCACAGCUUUACUGAUCACUGUAAUCAUACUGUCUGUGCUGCUGAUUCUUACACUCAUAGGAGUCCUGUGGUACAGGAGGAGAAAGAAUAAUUCAUCUCAACAGCAUGAAGACACAAUGGAGAGUGAACAGUUGGGUUCAGAUAUGCUGUAUGAAAAUGCUGCAGCCUUGUCUACGGUCUGCACACAGCAAGUUCACACAAAUGAUCAGGAUGUUCAUUAUUCAGCUGUUAAUUUCAAGCAGUCUCACACAAACAACACAUUAGCAGCUCCUACUGUUGUACAAUCAACCACAGAUGAUGUUCAUUAUGCUGCUGUGAAGUUCAGAUGAACCAACCUAACACUGGCAACUGUUACUGUCUGCUAUAUUG
This is a messenger RNA of Labeo rohita (rohu), 2518 nucleotides long. RefSeq lists its product as uncharacterized. The transcript has 14 exons. Lineage: Eukaryota; Metazoa; Chordata; Actinopteri; Cypriniformes; Cyprinidae. The coding region runs from base 16 to 2478 and encodes 820 amino acids. The record is from RefSeq and is a predicted model, not a curated record.